Messenger RNA from Ornithorhynchus anatinus (platypus), 2271 nucleotides. It is a transcript of the gene BARHL2, whose product is annotated as BarH like homeobox 2. The record is from RefSeq and is a predicted model, not a curated record. Gene Ontology annotation, cellular component: nucleus. Gene Ontology annotation, biological process: regulation of transcription by RNA polymerase II. Gene Ontology annotation, molecular function: RNA polymerase II transcription regulatory region sequence-specific DNA binding; DNA-binding transcription factor activity, RNA polymerase II-specific. The coding region runs from base 76 to 1233 and encodes 385 amino acids. NCBI's taxonomy places the organism in Eukaryota, Metazoa, Chordata, Mammalia, Monotremata, Ornithorhynchidae. The transcript is spliced from 3 exons.
GGGGGCGGGAGGGGGGGUCUGCUCCAUCACGUCGACCCGCUGACCAGCGGAUUGGGUCGAAACUCAUGUAGAACCAUGACCGCGAUGGAAGGGGCGACCGGGUCGAGUUUUGGAAUAGACACGAUUUUAUCUAGCGCCAGUUCAGGCAGCCCCGGCGUGAUGAGCGGAGACUUUCGUCCUCACGGCGAUGUCAGGACAGCGGAUUUUCGCAACCAGGCCACCCCGUCCCCUUGUUCGGAGAUCGAUACAGUAGGGACGGCGCCUUCUUCUCCCAUCUCCGUCACCCUGGAGCAUCCCGAGCCGCAUCUGGUCCAGGACGGCCUCCAGACGCAUCACCUCGUCCAUCACAGCCAGCAGCAGUCCCCGCCACAAAGUUUGCUGCAGUCUCCCCAGCAGACGCCGCCGCAACAGCCCAAGCAACAGCAGCAGCAGCAGCAGCAGCAACAGCAGCUUGGAUCGGCCGCCUCGGCUCCCAGGACUUCCACCUCUUCUUUUUUAAUUAAAGACAUUUUGGGCGACAGCAAACCGCUGGCGGCCUGCGCGCCUUACAGUACCAGCGUCUCCUCUCCCCAUCACACCCCCAAACAAGAAGGGAACGCAGCCAGCGAGAGCUUUAGGCCCAAACUAGAGCAGGAGGACGGCAAAACCAAACUCGACAAGCGCGACGACACGCAAAACGAUCUCAAAUGCCACGGAACAAAGGAGGAAGGCGAUCGGGAGAUUACAAGUAGCAGGGAGAGUCCUCCCGUGCGGGCCAAGAAGCCUCGGAAGGCGAGGACGGCCUUCUCGGACCAUCAGCUCAACCAGCUAGAGAGGAGCUUCGAGCGUCAGAAGUACCUAAGCGUUCAGGACCGCAUGGAUCUAGCGGCCGCGCUCAACCUCACGGACACCCAGGUCAAGACCUGGUACCAGAAUCGGAGGACGAAGUGGAAGCGGCAGACGGCGGUGGGUCUGGAACUGCUGGCCGAAGCCGGCAACUAUUCCGCCUUGCAGAGGAUGUUCCCUUCGCCCUAUUUCUACCACCCGAGUCUGCUGGGCAGCAUGGACAGCACCACGGCGGCGGCGGCGGCGGCUGCCAUGUACAGCAGCAUGUACCGGACUCCCCCGGCGCCUCACCCCCAGCUCCAGAGGCCCUUGGUGCCCCGGGUCCUCAUCCACGGGCUGGGGCCCGGAGGGCAGCCGCCUCUCAAUCCUUUGGCCAACCCUCUCCCGGGCACCCCGCAUCCCCGGUGAAGAGCGUAGCGCUGCCCCUGCGCCUCCCCCCGCCCCCCAAUUCCCUUGCCCCCCUCCACCAUCGCUCGCUCAUCCACCUCCCUUCCAUGAGCCAACCGACCAUCCAACAAACCCAUCCAUCCACCCAGAUGCCAACCUAUCGACCAACCCAUUCACUCACCCAGAUGCCAACCGACCAACCGAUCGACCAAGCGACCCCUCCGCUCACCCGGACGCCAACCGACCAACCGAUGGAGCAACCAACCCAUCCACUCACCCAGACGCCAACCGAUCGACCAACUGACAGAUUCAUCCACUCACCCAGCCGAUAACUAACCAACCAGCCCAUCCACCCACCCACCAAACCAAUCAGCAGACCCAGCGAGGAGAAAGAACGGAAAGAAGAGAAAGAGGAGGGAGAGAAGAAGGAGAAAAAGGAGGAGAGGAAGAAGCUAACAAGUGGGGAAAAGAGAGCAGUGACGCCCCCUUCCCACUCCUUCCCCAGCCUCGAGGCGGGGGCUGGAAAAGUUUCCCUCUGAGCAGUGUGACUCUUGAAACACGGACCCACACGGGGUGUGAGUACUAGUAAGUGACAAUAACAAUAGCCACAGCGACGACAAACGAAAGAAAACAAAAAAAAAAAAAACAAAACCUCAAGUUCUUGUUAAAAUGAUUUAGGGACAGCAGAAGGGAGGGAGGGGGAGGGAGGGAGAGUGAGUCAGAGAGAAGAGAACAGUGAGUGAAGGACAGAGGCGGAGACAGACAGACCAGAAACUCUGAGAGGCAGAGGGCUAUUCACAGAAGGACUUCGCCCCUGCUCCAGAGAAAAGACGAGGGUGACCCAGAACUUUGCACUGAUUUCUCAUGACCUUUUUUCUUUUGGAAAAGUGGCAUGCUCCAUAAUAUUAAAAAUGUACAUUUGAAAGACUGAGUGAUAAGUGAUAUAUCAUAUUUAUUAUAUGUUGUCCAAAAAAGAUUCACUUAUAUACGUUAGUAAAUACAUGAUUUUUUCCUUUUCAUGUCUUUUUGAUUCAGUAAAAUAAAUGCUUAGAUGAAAAA